UCGUCGCUGAAUUCACAAAGCCCGCCCUCCGCGGACAUCUCAGCCAACCAGAAACAACCUCAAGCUCCACAAAAUGAUUGACAUGUAGAGUGGGAUUCUUAUUGGCUGAACGUAGUAGCUCUUUGUUGUUGUAAAUACACCCAAGUGAAGUCUAUAGGGUAACAAAAAUAUUACAUUUUAGUAGUUGUAAUAAUUAACACCUCAUAGUACCUAAAGUUUUGUAAAAAUGAAUAAUAAAACGAACAUAUUGACCAAUCUAACCCCGCCCACCAGGUCACUGGGGUUUCGGCUCUUUCGACGCUCCACUUGCUUGUUGUCUUUUCAUAUCAGGAAUGAGUUCAGGCUGAACGACCAACCUUGAUCCAAACUUUCUCACCAAGAACUCGUCUGAAUUGUUACACUCAUGCUUGGAUAGGCACGGAAUCGAAAUGGCGUCUAGAGCUCUAUAUUCGCCUAGGCAUCCAAUGCUGAAGAAGCGGGACGAUUUUGAGGACAUUCUGGAGGAGAGACGGCGCUACAGUGAUCUGAGAUACGCGUUGAAAUGUUACACUCCAACGCUCUACAAAGGACUGGUGCCCUGCAAAGCCAGUGUGCUGAAAACCAUCGUUCUGCAGUCCGAUCAUCUGCAGUAUGUCAUCAAACAGGUUUCAUCCGAAUCAGGAGACAGCCCUGAGUGCGUUACAGAAGAAGCGUCGCUGAUUCUGGACGAAAUGGCUCACCGUCUGCAGCUCAGCACCAUUCGCUUCUUCGCCUUUACACUCAGCAAAGCCUUCAAGUGCCUCUUCCGCAGCGUGUGUGUCAAUGAGGAGGGCAUUCAGAGGCUCCAGCAGGCUGUACAGGAACACCCGGUGGUUCUUCUGCCCAGCCACCGCAGCUAUAUGGACUUCCUGAUGAUGUCAUAUAUACUGUACACGUACGACCUUCCCCUGCCGGUGAUCGCAGCUGGAAUGGAUUUCAUGAGCAUGAAGUUUGUCGGUGAGAUGCUGCGUAUGUCGGGAGCUUUUUUCAUCCGCCGGUCGUUUGGAGGGGAUAAACUUUACUGGGCUGUGUUCUCCGAGUAUGUGAAGACCAUGCUAAGGAAUGGAUAUGCCCCAAUUGAGUUCUUCUUGGAAGGAACAAGAAGCCGGACGUGUAAAUCGCUCACACCAAAGACAGGGCUGCUGAAUAUUGUGAUGGAGCCGUUUUUUAAAGGGGAGCUGUUUGACGUCAAUCUGGUUCCUGUCAGCAUCAGCUACGAGAGGAUCCUGGAGGAGUCUCUGUACGCCCGUGAGCUGCUCGGCGUCCCCAAACCCAAAGAGUCAACCUCUGGUCUGCUGAAGGCCCGGCGGGUGUUGAGUGAGGACUAUGGCAGCAUGCACGUGUACUUUGGUCAGCCAGUAUCUGUGCGCAGUUUGGCAGAACGGAAAAUAAACCGAUCUCAAUACAACCUGCUGCCCAGGCAUAUUCCUCAGAAGCCCAGCACCGACACUCAUGAGUUUCUAACUGACGCUGGGUUUCGUCUGGUGCGAAUGCAGGAGGAGAACAUGGUUUUGAAGCCCUGGGUUCUCAUUGCCACACUGCUGCUCCACAACCCCGACGGCCUGGAUCUGUCCUCCCUCACAGAACAGACAGACUGGCUCAGACACCUCGCACUGGCGUUUGGAGCCUUCCUGGACUGGCCUGAUCACGAGUCCUGCACGGAAGUCAUCCGCAGUAGUUUAGCUCUGCACAGACACCUGUUGAGUAUUUCCGCAGGCCACGUUCAGCUGAGCGCCACAGACUCGCCGCAGGUCCAGAUGAGCGCAGAAGAAGCCGUGUUUCACAGAGCGGUCGUCGUGCUCUCCUGCGCCUCCUACAGGAACCAGAUCCUCCACGUGUUUUUGAGACCUGCUCUAUUAGCCGUGGCCAUGCAGAGCGCAAACUCCAGUAGAAAAGAUGACAUCUACAACUGUUUCAGCUUCCUGAGGAACAUGUUCUCCAAUGAAUUUAUCCUGUGUCCUGGGGACUCGGUGCAGGACUUUGAAGAAGCCUGUUAUUUGCUGAUGAAGCGUGGAGUGUUGCAGGUAUUAGAGCAUGAAAUUGUGAUGUCAGCGGACGGUCACAGCACCCUCGCUUUCCUGUGCACCGUCCUGGACCCCUUCCUUCAAGGAUACCAGGUGGUUUGCCGCUAUCUAUGCGAGGAGACUAAUGAAAACCUGACAGAGAAGGAGUUUAUUCCCGGCGUGAGAGACUUCGCACUGAAACUCAUAUUAGGAGGUCGUCUGACGUGCUUUGAGGUUUUAUCCUCAGACCUGCAGAAGAACGUUCUAGCAGCACUACUGAGACUCAAUGCUGUGAGGAAGCUCAAAGUAGGAGAUCAGGUGACACUGAAGGUGAACAAGAUUGCGGUAAAUUCAUUGGAGGAUACGCUGGGAGGUAAAAUUUCUACCCAGAAGCCUAUGCUUGCUCGGCUGUAGCACGUGUGAAGUCUCUGGAGGCCCAAACCAAACUCGACUGCCUUCAUUAACAUAAUGCCAAAUUUUGCAAGGUGGCAGCGGCUUCGCUGACUACAAAGGUGACCUGUCAUGGAGCUUUAAAGGGAUGUCACGGGGUCUGCCAUCUGGGACGCCCCUGCUGCGCUUAUACAAGCUUUCUUUUUUAUCUCUGAUCCUCCUUCUACAAUCCUGACAGGAGUUUUGUGCGUCUGCGAUCGGCCUUCGAUCUUUAUCAGACGACUUUUUAACUGCUCUGAUGUCGCCAAACAUAUGAAGACAGCGCCGCUUUUUUUUCUUUUCCCUGUUUGAACAUUCAUCCACGAGCGUUUCAUGUGUGUCAGCACUAAAGAGCCUUCGCUUUAAUGGAAAGCACUGUUACUGUUUGUCCUCACCGGAUUUGGCUCUGUUAUCUUUUCUCGGUGACAGAUUUGAUAUUUUCUUAUACGCAAGAUCGAGUUGCGUUUGCUACGGAUCAAGUUUUUUUUUUUUUUGGAUCCUGUUACAAAAAUAGGUCACUCCAAAAUGUGCUCAGUGCUAAAGAAAAAAGUAAAGAAAGUUGUUGUUAAAGAAAUAGUUCACCCAGAUAUUAAAAAGGAGGCUAAAUAAAAACAUCACAAUAAUCUACACCACUCCAGGAGAUCAGUUAAAGGAAUGGUUCACCCCAAAAGAAAAUAAACCCAUUAUUUAUAAUGCGUAUAUGACUAUAUUUUUUUCAGACGAUUACAGCUGAAGUAGUUUUUCAGUCUAAUCCUGGCUAAUAGAUGCUGUAUAAUAGUGUUGGAUGGUGACUUUUAUUUUGAAGCUUUCAAAGAGUGAAUAAAUCUGUACAAGAGGGUUAACAGGGUUAAAAUUACCCCAUAAUUUACACGCCCUCAAACUAUUCUCAGUCAUAUGAUUUUUGUUUUGUCAGAGGAAUACUUAUCUUAAAAAUAUUCCUGGCUCUUUAAUGCUGUAUAAUGGUGUUGGAUAGUGACUUUUAUUUUGAAGCUUCCAAAAGUGCAUAAAUCCCUUAUAAAAUUAAAGCCAUACACUGAGAGGGCUAACGCAUGUCAAAAUUACCCCAUAAUUUACUCUCCCUCAAGCUAUUCUCUGUGCAUAUGACUUUCUUUUGUCAGGGGAUCACAGUCGGAGUAGUUUUAAAUCUAACCCUAGCUCUUCAAUGCUGUAUAAUGGUGUUGGACUUUUAUUUUGAAGCUUUCAAAGAGCAAAUAAAUCUGUACAAGAGGGUUAACAUGUCAAAAUUACCCCAUCAUUUUCUCGCCCUCAAACUAUUCUCUGUUAUAUGACUUUUGUUUUGUCAGACCAUCACAGUUGGAGUAGUUUUAUAAAUAUUCCUGGCUCGUUAGUGCUGUAUAAUGGUGUUAUAAAUUACAUUUAUAAUUUUGACAUGAGUAUCUCUCUCCUAGUGUAUGCGUUAAUUUUAUGAGGGAUUAAUGCACUUUUGGAAGCUUCAAAAUAAAAGUCACCAUCCAUUAAUAUUGUACAGCAUAGAAGAGCCAGGAUAAAAUAAAAAAAUACACUAACUAGUGUUUGUCUGACAGAAGUUGUAUACACUGAUGAUGGCUUGAGCGUGAGUAAAUAAUGUGGUAAUUUUCAUUUCGGGUGUUACUAUUCCUUUAAAAUCUAGUGAAGCACAAGGCUGUGUUUGUAAGAAACACAUUCAUCAUUAUGAUACCUUCUGGAUUAUUCAAUGGGAUUUUAUAAUGGGAGCUUUUAAUUUCUGUGUCAUAAUAUUCAAUAAUAAAAUCAAAACAUUUGAAGUAGUCAUGUUGGUUUUAAAUACAUGACAAUGUUUGAUGUCAUUCUGUUUACUUUUUACAGCAAAUUGUUAAAGAUUUGCCAUUGCAUUUAACCACAGAGCUAAUGUUACUAAAUGAAAAAAACGUAUACAUUUUGCAAUGCAUUUAUAAAAAGGAUAAAAGACUUCAUAUAUUUUUAGCACCAGGAUUACAGCACUCUUUGUAUUUUUGGUUAAACUAUUUAUAUUUUCCUUGGUUAAAAAUUCUUUCAUCCAUAAUAUUGCUUCAUCAAUUGAAGCUAGUCUGAAUCAGGAGUGAAAACGGUCCAAAAAACAUACGAAACAAUAUGCAUACUGUAUAAUGAGCAGAAAAUCGAAGAUGAAUGCUUUAAUUACAGGAAGCAUUAUUUAGAAUUUCUGUACGGACUCAAUAUUUUAGUCAGAAAUGAUAGUUUUAAGCUAAAUAAUUGUCAUAAUAAUUAUUUUAACCAUUAACACACAUUAAUCGAUGCUUUAUGAAAUUAUAACCCUUUCCCUUAAGAUCUUCUUAAAAAUGUGAUAUUCUAUAACUUGUAUAUUAAGUUCUAAGUCUAUAAGUUACAUUUACUUAUUAAAUACUUUUACAUUAACUUAAAGUAAACAUCUCUGUGGAUCAUGUGUUUCUUACACACAUUCAGCUUUUUGCUUUACAAGAUGCUAACUGAUGAUGUAACCUUAUUAUUAUGAUUUAUGUUGAAACUAAGUCUUCUACAUGUCCAGCAGACUCAUGUAUACAUACAUAAAUAGAUGCAUACAUACAGUAUACAUUUGGGUAAACUGUUCCUUUAUCAAAAAGGCUGCCAAAUAUGGAGAUUCCCUAAAUGCCGUAAAAGUGUUUACAUGCUUUUUACAUAAACUAGCUUUUCUGCUUGUGCAAAUUAACAAAGCGUAUCACUGCGUAUUUUGGAUAUUGAACAUUUUCUUUUUAUUAUUAAACUGAUCAGCCUAUGCAGAGGCAUGUAGCAAACUGCUGAAUCUCUGUUUUUAUGCUGAUAUGAACAACCACACAAUGUUUAUUUCAGAUUAAUACAUUUAUUAUUCAUAAUUAAUGAGUUAAGAAGUGUAUACGGUUCAGUUUUAGGUCAUCAAUGCGAAACCAAAACGGAUACAGCAACAAAGUUUAGAUGCAUUUACUGUGUGUGUUAACACUCUUUCUAAAAAUAAUUUCUUUUAUUGCUUGAAUGGGAAUGCAGGGAUAUUUUUUAUCCUAUAGUUUGGUCGUCAGGUGUUAUUUAUUUGUUGUCAUUUCAUGGAUGAUGCGAAUAUAAAACCUUAAGCCAUAAAUAAAGCCAUAUAGCGUUCAUCCACACGAUUCGUGCACACUUCGUCAAAUUACGUAAAAGAUAGAAGCUGAAACCAUAUUUGUGUUUACAUCGGCAAGCAGCUUUUUACAUAAUUAGAUGGAACUCAUCUUGUGGAUUGAAAAAGUUUUGAGAGGAAAUUGUUUGGAUUAUGUUUAUGGAUUGCGUGUUUAAUAAUGUUAAUAUUGUGAUUUUGAAACAUUUUGUGUCUGAUCAGUUCUGAAGUAAUGCCACUAAAGCGAAAGAAUUUACAUUAAAUAAUUCAAUUCAA
Messenger RNA from Danio rerio (zebrafish), 5802 nucleotides. Lineage: Eukaryota; Metazoa; Chordata; Actinopteri; Cypriniformes; Danionidae. The record is from RefSeq and is a predicted model, not a curated record.